Drosophila guanche is the source of this 732-nucleotide messenger RNA. Its product is annotated as acyl-coenzyme A thioesterase 13. The record is from RefSeq and is a predicted model, not a curated record. The coding region runs from base 217 to 651 and encodes 144 amino acids. Gene Ontology annotation, molecular function: fatty acyl-CoA hydrolase activity. The transcript is spliced from 3 exons. NCBI's taxonomy places the organism in Eukaryota, Metazoa, Arthropoda, Insecta, Diptera, Drosophilidae.
UUUGGAUUGCAGUUCGUGCUGUUUUGAAAAUAUAAUGUUCCUGAGGUCACAAAGUGACGUGCUGGCUUUUAUUUUCCAUAAAGUGGCUUAUCGCUCGGUAUUUGCUGCAACCGCAAAACGGAAAACUACACUCGACGAGUAACAUCACAUCGAAUCGAACACUCGAAUUAUUUUAGACGCUCUCCGCUUGUCAUUGGAGGAACAUUCAUCAGCGCCAUGGGAACCCGCAAGAAGGGUCUGGACUUUGCCAAACAUAUUUCAGAGAUCAUUGCCAAGUCAACGGGAUUUGAAAGUCACCUAAAAAAGGUGACGAUCCUCGGUGGCGGUGAUGGCACUUGUCAAGCGGAGCUCAAAGUUGACGCUGAUCACGUGAAUCCCUACAAUGGACUGCAUGGCGGUUACAUUGUCACCCUGGUGGACAUGAUAACCACAUAUGCCCUGAUGUCCAAGCCCUGUCAUCCGGGCGUCUCGGUGGACAUCAAUGUGAACUACCUGAACGGGGCGCGAGUGGGCGACGAGGUGGUCAUUGAGGCGAACAUCUCCAAGAUUGGCAAGUACCUGGCCUUCAUCGAGUGCACGCUGCGCCACAAGAAGGACGACACCGUGAUAGCCAAGGGUACGCACAUGAAGUACGUCAAGAUUAAAGAUUAAUGUGGAUAUUACUGUGCUUUAUUUUAUUACAUGGUGUAGCAGCACAGUUACAGUUACAUUUGUUAGUUAAUUUCUUGUCAA